Molecule: messenger RNA, 2634 nt
Organism: Penicillium paradoxum
Lineage: Eukaryota; Fungi; Ascomycota; Eurotiomycetes; Eurotiales; Aspergillaceae
Product: SMEK family protein
Exons: 9
Coding region: 1-2634 (877 amino acids)
Biological process (GO): protein dephosphorylation; DNA damage response
Cellular component (GO): nucleoplasm; protein phosphatase 4 complex
Molecular function (GO): protein phosphatase activator activity
Source: RefSeq, a predicted model, not a curated record
AUGGCGCUGGAAGUACAGCCGCCCGACGGUCGCAAACGAGUCAAGGUCUAUGAGCUCAGAGAUAAUGAUUGGUUUGAUCGAGGAACUGGUUUCUGCACGGGUCAAAUCUUGGGGGAGGAGCCUCGCAUAUUUGUCGAAUCAGAAGACCUUCCCAGUCGCGUGUUGCUCGAAACGCGAAUCACCAAGGACGAUGGCUAUCAAAAACAGCAAGCAUCACGCGACACAGAGACUUUGAUUGUCUGGACCGAGCAGAAUGGUACCGAUAUGGCGCUGAGCUUCCAAGAGGCCGAGGGUUGUGCGGUUAUUUGGGACUUUGUCAAUGCAGUCCAACAACAUCUUCUGAGUCUCAAUUCAGCCGAUGACGCCUUGUCCGAUGAUCUCGACAGCUACCAGUCCAUCGUAUUACCUGCCCCGGAACUCGGAAACCUACCUGAGAUUGAACAGAUCGUACGAGCUGCAAGCAUGACACAAGGCGGCCGCGAUGCGCUAUCUAAAUUUAUCAUUCGGGACGAGUACAUCGCCAAAUUGGUACCGCUAGUGGCAAUGGCUGAGGAUUUGGAGAGCUUGAUCGAUCUGCAUCGCUUAUGCAACAUCAUGAAAUCUCUCAUUCUAUUAAAUGACAACACCAUAAUCGAAACUGUUGUCGCCGAUGAAGUCAUCCUGGGAGUGGUUGGGGCUCUGGAAUAUGACCCUGAAUUCCCCACACACAAGGCAAAUCACCGGCAAUACCUCUCAGACAAAUCGCGAUACAAAGAAGUCGUCCCUAUCAAAGAUCUGAUCAUCCGCCAAAAGAUUCAGAGUACGUGGAGGCUGCAAUAUCUGAAAGACGUGGUGCUGGCUCGGAUUUUGGACGACCCGACAUUUUCGGUGCUCAAUUCUCUGAUUUUCUUCAACCAAAUGGAGAUUGUGAACCACAUCCAAGCGAAUGGGCCGUUCCUACGAGAGCUAUUUUCGGUCUUCGACCCCAGGAAUUUGGACCAGAGGCGCAAGGAUGACGCUGUGCAAUUUCUCCACCAGUGCGCUGGCAUUGCGAAGAACUUGCAAGCACCGUCACGCGCCCAAUUAUUCGCCAAUUUCAUUAGCCAUGGUCUCUUCGCCGUGAUUGCCUUUGCUGUCAAGCACUUGAAUCCAGCUAUGCGGACGACUGGAAUUGAUAUCCUGGUGGCUCUUUUGGAUCAUGAUCCAGUCAUGAUGAGAAACUACAUGCUCAAGGCUGUCAACGAUAAGAAGACACCACUCACAGAUACCUUGAUUGACCUGCUUCAUGUGGAGACCGACCUCGGCGUCAAAAACCAACUUGCCGAUGCUAUCAAGGUUCUCCUUGAUCCUCAGAUUCCUAUGCAGGAUCCGCUUGGUCGGGCUGGACCCGAUUACCUCAAAGUUCGCACCAACAAUCUUCUGUCUGAUGCAUUUGUCCAGCAACAUUUUGAUGAGUCUUCUAAACGGCUUUUCCAACCGCUUAAACAGCUUGCAAAUCGCACAGCCCUUAAUGAUUUGACAUUCCAAGAGGUCACCCUCUACUCGCAUCUUGUUGAUAUCCUCACCUUCUUCGUCCGCCAGCACCUUUUCCGCACACGUAACUCCAUUCAAAGUGAAUCUCUCGCACCACGCGUUGCACAGCUCCUGCGAGUGCCCCAGAAACACUUAAAACUUGUCGCCCUAAAAUUUUUCCGUACCUUGAUCAGCCUCCAAGAUACCUUUUAUCAAGCUCUCAUGACACACAAUAACACGUUUGAGUUGAUUCUUGACAUUGUUUACGAGACAAUGCCUCGCGACAACCUACUCAAUUCUGCCUGUCUUGAACUUUUCGAAUUUAUCAAGCGGGAAAAUAUCAAGCCCUUUAUCCUUCAUGUGGUUGAGAAAUAUCGCGAAAAGCUUGAGAAUAUCAUUUAUGUCGAUACCUUCCAGAGCUUGAUUCUACGAUAUGACCAGAUGCAGGGAUACGGAGGCGAGGCCGACUCGGCGUUGUUUAGCCAUGAUGAACCACCCACUCCUCCGCGAAAAAUUCAGAUGAAUAAUCAGCGCUGGCAGGGUGUGAGGGAAUUGGAUCCCGCGGAAGAAGAUUACUUUAACACGUCUGACGAUGAAGAUGAGAUAAAGUGGACGCAGGACCGUGUGGCCAUUACAGUUGGACCUCCAAACGGGUCCGCCUCUGCAGUUGUCAAACCAUUGGUUGACUACCCAGAUGACGACGAUGAAGACAUCAUGGACACCAAACCCGAAGGGGUACAGCAACAACCGGUGGCCAACCCAACGGAGACUUCGACUGAUGCUCCGCCCUCAACACCUACUCAGACCCCGCCAGCACCAGAGCGGCUUUCAGAGAAACGUCGCCGCGAGGAAGAGGACGAUGAUGAGCUUAUCAAGCUCAGCGCGGGACCUAAACGAAGAAGUUCCACCAGUAGCAACUCCGGUGCUGGUAUUCUAGGUCGGAAGAAAAGCCUCACAGACAAAAAUGCCUCACCGGGUGUAUUAAACACUGUGACGAGCGCCGCACCCAAGAGAAUCGCCAUCAGCAUCGGAUCAACGGUCAAACCUCCCGCUUCCGAAGGCGACACUACUUGCACCGACGUGACAACCGAAAGUAAUGAGAAGGAGAACCGUGAUGAUAGUCAAGGCAACGAGGGUGGAUAA